GUUUUAAAUUAUGAUUACUUAGUUUUUCUUUUUUCAAAUGUAAAUAAACAAAAUUUUGAUAUCUAUGCCUGGCAAAAUAAAAAAAAAAAAAGAAAUUAUGUUUUAAGCGGUUGACCAACAAGAAAAAAAAUAUCUCAAAAACUCGCAUAUCAGCAAAAAAUAAACAAUUUUCCUAAUUAAAUUUACACAAAAUCUUCCAAAAAAAAUUCAAAAUAUAUGAACACAUAUAUUUAUUAGCUCAUAUUAUGAAUGCACGUGAAAUUUUAAUAAAAGCUUGUGAAUUUGAUAAAGCGGGCAGACGUUUAGAAGCAUUUAAUUUAUAUUUUGAUGGAAUUCAAAUACUAAAUGAUUUAGCAAAAGCUGAGAAAGAUGAAGCUAAAAAGCAGCAUUUUAAAGCAAAAAUUGAGGAAUACAUUAACCGUGCAGAACAUUUAAAAAAAUCUAUUCAAAGAAAUUGUACAAGGGGAGAACUAGUUGAAAGAAUACUUAUUAUGGAGGGUGCAACAGGUCACAGCUACAAAAGUUUAUUUGGAAAAUAUUUAACUAAUGACGUGAAAGAAAUAGAAAUUGCUGAAACGUAUUUAAGGGAACAUUAUCAGUUCCAGAAUUUGAUCAUUUUUUUAGAACUUUGUGUUAAAAAAUGUAGAAAUCUAAAAUAUGUAAAAUUAACCACUAAAACAGAUCCAAAACCAAUGUCGGAUCAAAAAAAAAAUUUGGAAGCAAUUCAAAAUAGUUUAUUGUCCAAAGGUAUUACAUUGGCAAUUGAGUUUUCUGAAACACUUCAUGACCGCGAAAUAAUAUUAAAUACUGGUUUUAUCAUCAAAAUAGGAAGAGGGUUGCAUUAUUUUAAAGCACCAAAUCCAAAAUAUUCUUUAGGAUUAUGCGAUUUUGAUUUUAGAGAAUGCUUUGAAACAACUGCCGAUAUUUUUAAAUGUACACUAUAAAUAAAAUAGGUUUCUAUAAAAUUUGAUUUUUUAUUUCCCUAUUAACAUUAAAAAACACAUAAUUAA
This is a messenger RNA of Condylostylus longicornis, 1010 nucleotides long. Its product is annotated as MIT domain-containing protein 1-like. Lineage: Eukaryota; Metazoa; Arthropoda; Insecta; Diptera; Dolichopodidae. The record is from RefSeq and is a predicted model, not a curated record. The coding region runs from base 246 to 944 and encodes 232 amino acids. The transcript is spliced from 5 exons.